Messenger RNA from Morchella sextelata, 1341 nucleotides. RefSeq lists its product as uncharacterized. Bases 1 to 1341 code for a protein of 446 amino acids. The record is from RefSeq and is a predicted model, not a curated record. The transcript is spliced from 3 exons. Lineage: Eukaryota; Fungi; Ascomycota; Pezizomycetes; Pezizales; Morchellaceae.
AUGUGUCGCUUCCUCGUCUACAAAGGUUCCAACCCAAUCCUUCUCUCGGACCUAAUCCUCAACCCUACGCACUCAAUCCUCACCCAAUCUUAUGACUGCCGUCUCCGCCUGGACCGCCGUCCUCACAAUGGCGAUGGCUUCGGCGUCGGCUACUACACGACCCCCGAAUUAUCCUCCGAGCCCUGCAUCUUCACGUCCACCACCCCCGCCUGGAAUUGCGUCAACCUUGCCCGCAUCGCCAAAAAGACCGUCUCAAGUCUAGUCUUCGCCCAUGUCCGCGCUACCACCACAGGCGCCCUCAGCGAGAGCAACUGCCACCCGUUCUCCUACGGUAGUCUGAUGUUUAUGCACAAUGGUCACUUGGCAAACUUUACCAGAAUCAAGAGGAGGCUAGUUAGCAGCAUAAAGGACGAGUUCUUCUUGAUUGUUGAGGGCUCAACAGACAGCGAGUGGGCGUUCGCGCUGUACCUUGAUACCCUUGCGUCGCUGGGCGUAGACCCAAAGAAUCCGCCUAUGCCGACUGGGUUCGGACAUACACUUCUGCGCCAGGCGAUGUUGGGGACAAUCCGGAGGUUGAAUGAGUUCUGGAGUGAGAUUGGCGUGGAUGAGCCAAGCUUGCUGAACUUUGCAGUGACAGAUGGACAUAGUGUUGUGUGCACACGCUACGUGACAUCGCAGACAGAGGAGGCAGCGAGUCUAUACUUUUCGUCCGGAACAAGGUUUCACGAGUACAAAGAAGGAGGGUUCUAUCGGAUGGAACGACAUGAUCGUGGACAAGAUCUUGUUAUGGUUGCCAGUGAGCCAUUGACGUUCGAGCGUGGUGAUUGGGUUACUGUGCCAACAAAUAGUGUGCUGAGUAUCAACAAGCAGACUGUGUUGAUUCAUCCGAUUGUUGAUCAAUAUUACCAGUCAAAUCCCUCGUUUGCGCGCUCGACAGCACUCGCUGAGUCGAAGGGCAUGGUCGGACAGGGCCCUGAAGCUCCCGCCACGGGCAUACCCACUUCCGUCCCCGUCCCCGCCCCUACCCCCUCUCUCUCUACCUCAACUUCUACAAACGGUGCACCUACGCCUAAAACUAGCGGUACUACAACACCAAAAUCAGUAGCAACCCCACCAUCAGUAGAAAAAGUACAGCCCAAAGCCAAGAAGGAAAUCCCUCAUAAACUGCAAAUUUCAACACUACACAACAAGAAAGAACAGGAAAUAUGGAAAGAAACCGGCUUGAUUGUCCGAGUAGUUCUUCUGGCGCUGGUGUCGUUGAUGGUGUUAGUGAACAGGGGGUAUCUCGAUUUGGAGAGUAUUCCGGAGGCGCUUGACGGGUGGAUAAAAUCUAUGCAGUGA